AAUUACAUAACCUCAACCUAGAUCACAAAAUUAGACUGUCCAACAAGUUCAAUAAUGUAAUGUCUAGACACGGCACACAACUAAACACUUUCAAAAACAUUGAUAGAUCCAAAUGGAUUUUGAACAUUAGCAACAAACACAUCCCUAACACUAUCUCUGAAUUUCUCAGUUUAGGCAGUAAUUUUGGCCUACCUUAUGACCACACUAACAAACACGACAGACUUCACACAGUGGUAGACGUAUUAAAAAACUUUGAAACGAAUUGCUAUAAAUUACCUACUAAUGAACUCCAAUCAAUCCGAGGUUCAGUAGCUACUUCUCUUCAUAGGUUUUUAUGCAAAACAAAGCAUCAAAAUCCGUUAGACAGGUACAUUCUAAAUCAGUUUACUGCUUGUAAAAAAUAUCUAUACAAUAAUAAUGACAUUUUAGUUACCAAAGCUGACAAAGGCCAAGUGACAGUUAUAAUGAACAGACAAGACUACAUUAACAACAUGACUUUUUUACUCAGUGACAAAUCUACAUACAAAAUAAUAAAAAACGAUCCUAUAAAUAAAUUAACGACAAAAGUUAAUUCAUUAGUGAAGUCGUGGCUAGACAACAAUAUUAUCGAUGACCACACAUACCGAAACUUGCGUUGCACCAAUGGAAAUCUACCACGAUGUUAUGGACUACCGAAGAUCCACAAGGCUGGAUAUCCUUUGCGCAUUAUAGUUUCGACCUUAGGAAGUCCUAUUUAUAAUGUCGCAAGUUUCAUCCACGCAAUAUUAAUCAAAUCCUUACAAAAACCAACAUCUCACAUCAAAGAUAGUUGGUCGUUUGUAAAAGCCAUCACACAGAGGCGAAUCAAGGAUGACGAGAUAUUAAUUUCCUUAGAUGUCACGGCCUUGUUCACUAACAUUCCAACAGAGUUAGUGAUCAAGGCAAUAGAAAAAAGAUGGUGUGAUAUCUCUAAGAUUACAAUCUUCACCUUAGACCAGCUUUUACAUGUCAUCAAAUUGAUAUUGGAAUCGACCAGCUUUCGCUUCUGUGGAAAAUACUAUGAACAAGUCUUCGGUAGUCCAAUGGGAUCUCCAUUGUCUCCAAUACUUGCGGACAUAGUGAUGGAUGAUCUGGAGACACAGUGCUUGCAGUCUUUAAAUUUUAAUAUUACGACUUUUCAUAGAUACGUUGACGAUAUUUUCACUAUAGUACCGACAUCUAAAAUUAAUGACAUACUCCUAGCUUUUAACACUUACCACCCUAGACUUAAGUUUACACACGAGACAGAGGUCAAUGAUUCUAUCAAUUUCCUAGAUACAACCGUCCAAAGAUGCGAUGGAUUAAUUACUAAUUGGUUCAGAAAACCCACAUUCUCUGGACGAUAUGUUAACUUUUUUUCAAACCAUCCUCUAAAAUAUAAAGUUAAUACAAUAGCAAACUUAGUUGACCGAGCAAUUAUCUUAUCUGACAGCCGUUUCCACCAAGAUAACAUCCAAAUUGUAAAAAACAUUUUAACAAAUAAUUGCUUUCCUACUAAACUCAUCGACAAACAUAUUAAAUCGAGACUUAAACAAAUUAAAUUCCAAAACAACACUAAUGACCAGCCAAAAAUUUUUGAUCCUCGUGGAUAUAUAAGAUUCCCAUACAUCAAGGGUGUUAGUGAAAGUGUUAACCACAAGCUUAGGAAAGUCGGCAUUAACACGUUAUUGACCAUCCCAAAAAAACUCGAUUGUAUCAUAAAAAAAGAAAAGGAUGCCUUGACCAAUGACCAAAAGGUAGAAGUAGUAUAUAAGAUUGACUGCAAGUACUGUAACGCUUCAUAUGUUGGACAGACCAAGCGACAUUUAAAAACUCGUAUUAAUGAACAUGCGAAAGAUAUUAUGAAACACGUAGGCAACCACUCAGUGGUCAGUAAACACCGUACAUCACUGGGUCAUGAUUUCGAUUGGUCUACUCCGCAUGUAUUACACAGAGAGAGUAACACAAGAAGGAGAGAGAUAGCCGAAAUGGUUUUUAUAAAAAGGACUAAAGAUACAAUCAAUUUACAAAAUGACACGGAAAAUCUCAACGAUAUUUAUGACCGAAUCAUAGAUUUAACUUAAUUCUGACACUAUCUUCUAUUUAUUCAUUUAUGUUAUUUAUUGCUUGACCUAUUAUUUGACUUUUACUUGUUUGCACCGAUACCCUUUACAUAUCGAAUUUUAGUCAGUCAUGUUUUGUCAGUGCUCAAGAUAAGUUCACGUAAUAUUUUAGGAUUAUAAUGACCAUCCUCACAACACCACUAAAUACACGUGAUCCUAUGCACGAUUAAUACAGAUAAUACACAUUUAUACAACCGUCAAACUAAUAUCACAAAUGUUAACACUGUAUCAAUCUGUAAAAUUUAAAAUUGCAGUUACACUUGCUUGAAAAGGACCAAAACCCAUGGUCGAAACGUAGCG
This is a messenger RNA of Vollenhovia emeryi, 2420 nucleotides long. RefSeq lists its product as uncharacterized. The transcript is spliced from 2 exons. Lineage: Eukaryota; Metazoa; Arthropoda; Insecta; Hymenoptera; Formicidae. The record is from RefSeq and is a predicted model, not a curated record. The coding region runs from base 60 to 2081 and encodes 673 amino acids.